AUGGCUUUGGCGGAUCAUCCAGUUAGAGGAUUUUACUUUAUGGUGUUAGUUAUACCGCAGGAAAUCUUAAUCAUAUCGUCCAUUCAUGUUAUAACACGUGCACGGAUUAUACCACGUAAUUGUAUUCUAGUACCGUACAAUAAUUUCCAUAGUCUGAUUGAAAUAAUGUUUCAAUUAUUGAUUUUACAAGACCUUAUCGUAACAGUAGUCGAUUAUAUGGGUAAGCUGAGGAUUGCCAUCGGAACUCAAAAGGGCCUUAUUGAUCCCGAGAAAUUCAAGGCCUGCAUGGAAAAUGCCUUUAAGAUGAUACUUGAAGCCACAGACAAUAUUUCUAUGCGGACAUAUUAG
Molecule: messenger RNA, 348 nt
Organism: Prunus armeniaca (apricot)
Lineage: Eukaryota; Viridiplantae; Streptophyta; Magnoliopsida; Rosales; Rosaceae
Source: the annotation of a GenBank genome assembly